GAUCUUCAAAUGCUGAUUUUUGUUACAAGAUAUCUUGAUACAAUUUUUGAAGAAAAAAAAAUUAUAAUCAUCCUUAUUAUUUCAUUGUCAAAAAAAAAAUACUAAAAUAUGGAUACAAAUCGAAACAGUAAUAAUAAUAGUCCAGAACCGGAAGAUAGUCAACAAUCUACUACUAUGAUUGAUGAUACCGUUACAACUACAGAAACAUCAUCAACAAUACCAACAUCAUUUUCAUCAAUAAUUAGUUCGAAUAGACAACGAAGUAAUUCUGCAAUAUCAUCAUUAUCAUUAUUAAAAUCGGCUGCUGCUAUUUCUGGAAAUCGUUCAGGAAUCAUAUCUAUCAACAAUAAUAAUAAUAAUAAUUCAACAACUAUUACAUCAUCAUCAUCAUCAUCGAUAAUAGCACCAGUCGAUCUAAGAAUUGCAGCAAACAAUCUUUUUGGUGAAACAACUGCAGCACCGACAACAACAUUUUCAUCAUGUUUAUCACAAUCAAAUACAACGACCACCACAAGUAAUAAUCAUCAUAACCAUCAUCAUAGUCAUCAUAGUCAUCAUAAUAAUAAUCAUUUAUUAAAUAUGUCGACGAUAGGAAAUAAUAGUAAUAAUGUACAGCCACAGCAACAAACAUCAAUAUCAACAUCAUUGCCAGCAGUAUUUGCUAGCUCAUUAACAACUGGUGGAUUUAUAAAUUCUUCAUUUGGUUCAACCAAUCCAUUAGCGUCCGUUUCUGCUAAUCAAAUUUUAGUCACCAAUUCACGUAAACAACGAGAAUUUAUUCCGGAUUCGAAAAAAGAUGAAUCAUAUUGGGAUCGUCGAAAACGUAAUAAUGAAGCAGCUAAACGAUCUCGAGAAAAACGACGCAUUUCUGAUCUGGUCCUCGAAACUCGUGUACUUGAAUUAACACGUGAGAACAGUAUCCUCAAAGCCGAAUUAUAUGCCAUAAAAGAAAAAUUUGGAAUAUCUCAAAAUCAACAUUUUAUCGAUCCCGAUUCCGUAACGUUGCCGUUGCCUGAAAAUGCUACCAAAAUUCGUCGAUCGCGGCUCUUUUCUUCCAUAAUAGGUGGCAACCCAGCGAAUCGGUCCGAGUAUACCUCAAGUCAUCAAGGAUCGAGCCAAUCUGCAACUGGGCACAAUGUAUCGACAUCAUCAUUUAAUUAUUCGUGUUCAUUGUCACCAAAUUCACAGUCAUCAUCAUCGUCAGAAGUUCAUGUAUCCACAUCUCCCACCUAUCAUGGUGCGACUGCCAAUUCAUCACCACCAAAUGUUUGUCCACUAUUAACUGGACAACAAACUAAUGCAGCUGUUUUGGCUGGCCUAACCACACCAAUAUUGCCUGUUUUAGCAGCUUGUUCAUCGAACAAAACAACUUUGCCAUUUAAAUUAAGGCACAAAGCACAAGGAAAUUGCAGCUCAAAUAAUGUCAACUCAAUUGUGAGUCAAAUUCGAAACCAAGAAUCAUCAAAUAUUGCGGCACAGAAUGUGGAUAGCGAUGCCAGUAGCGAUUCAUCAUCGGUUGCUCAAUUGAGCAGUAGCGCUGAAUCAAAUGGCCUAUUUGGUGAUCAUCAUCGCGACAGUGCCGGUUCACCAGAUUCUUUUUUAAAGACAGAAAGAUUUAAAAGUGAAUUACAGAGGCUAGCAUCUGAAGUGGCUUCAAUUAAAAACGUGGUGCUGAAUGCUGUAACUUCGGGUUCGGAUAUUGGUGGUCAUGCAUCGAAUAUUGGCAAAUCGAAUAAUGAAAGGCGCCUUCGAUAUCAUCAAAAUCAAAGACCUGCUGAAAAAUGUAAUUCAGUUCCAGAAAUUGAACGAUAUUAUCGUAUGAUCGCGAUGAUGGAUAAAUUAAAUGAACCACCAGCUCAUCUUGUUGUCGAUUAUUCAGAUACAGAAGCAACGUUCCAUCCCUCAUAAUUGUGACUUAUUAUUGACUGAAUACAUCAGCUACAAAUCGAUUCGGUCAUCAACGUAAAAUUAUUUUUUGUUUGUUUAUAAUCU
This is a messenger RNA of Dermatophagoides pteronyssinus (European house dust mite), 1992 nucleotides long. It is a transcript of the gene vri, whose product is annotated as nuclear factor interleukin-3-regulated vrille. Gene Ontology annotation, cellular component: nucleus. The record is from RefSeq and is a predicted model, not a curated record. Gene Ontology annotation, molecular function: DNA-binding transcription factor activity; DNA binding. NCBI's taxonomy places the organism in Eukaryota, Metazoa, Arthropoda, Arachnida, Sarcoptiformes, Pyroglyphidae. Gene Ontology annotation, biological process: circadian rhythm; regulation of DNA-templated transcription.